Messenger RNA from Eimeria acervulina, 670 nucleotides. RefSeq lists its product as hypothetical. NCBI's taxonomy places the organism in Eukaryota, Apicomplexa, Conoidasida, Eucoccidiorida, Eimeriidae. The transcript has 5 exons. The annotation marks the transcript as partial. The record is from RefSeq and is a predicted model, not a curated record.
GGAAGACCUCUCUGGCCUUACGACGGCUCGCUGUUUGCCCAGCCAGUAUGUGCUAAGACCCGAACUGGGCAGGCUUUCCUGGCGUCACGACGGCUGGCCGUUUUGCUCAGCAUGGCUAUUCUGGCCCCACGACAGCGAUAUUUUACAUACCAAGUGCGGCUAUAGGAUUAGGGAAAUCUUCCCGGCGGGCGUUGGGGUACUGUCGGGCGUCAGGCUGUCUAAUGGCGGGCAUGAAUACGUUUGUGUGUUCAGUGGAGGAUGUUUUUCUCUGACCAUGCUUUGCUUUGUUGUAUACUCGGAAGAACGGGAUGCGUGGCGGGCCGGGGGAAAUAGCUUAACAUUAGAAACGAUAUCAGCAUCUUUGAAGCAGUGUUGUUCUUUCGUAUUUGCCCUGUGGGACACCGAAAUUGCGGAGGGAGUGAAGCAUUCGAGGGGUUGGGAAACACGAAUUGCGUCAGUAGUACUCGUUGUGCCCGCGCAAGAAAAACGCGGUGGACGGAACACUUUCUUUCCGUUGCGAAAGGCGCCUAACUGCGAUGCGUUCAUAGGACACGAGCAUGGUUGUAAGAAAGCAUGCAUGGAUAUCAUGCUCAUGCGUGCAGAUGUAUGGGGUGGCAGUUUGAGCAAAAUUAGUCGUUUGCUUUCAUUAGGCUGUGCUAUUCCUUUGUAA